Molecule: messenger RNA, 4131 nt
Organism: Homo sapiens (human)
Lineage: Eukaryota; Metazoa; Chordata; Mammalia; Primates; Hominidae
Gene: APBA2
Product: amyloid beta precursor protein binding family A member 2
Exons: 16
Coding region: 700-2949 (749 amino acids)
Biological process (GO): presynaptic modulation of chemical synaptic transmission
Cellular component (GO): presynapse; Schaffer collateral - CA1 synapse
Source: RefSeq, a predicted model, not a curated record
AGUGUGCCCGGCGCGGGUGAGGCGGAAGCGGCCGGGGCGGGGGCGCAGGCCCGGCAGCCGCAGGCCGGUGCGGGAUGCGCCCCGCAGCCGCGCCGCGUGCGCCCGGCAGAGGCGGCCCUGCGUGCCGUACGCUGCGUCCGGGGCGCGCCCGCCGCUAUUCGGGAAGCUAUUCAGCUUCCCGGGCUCAUUAGCAGUCGCGGUGUGCGGCUCGGCGCGGGCUCACAAAGAGCUCGGCCUCGCGGACUGAGCCGGCGGCAGCGGGGCGGGGACGGCGGCGUACCCGGGCAGCCCAGCGCCCUGGCCAGUCUCCUGAAUAUUUACGCGUUGCUGAAUCUCCUGUGGACAAACCACCAAUAGGCCAGGACUGUCCUGUGGACAGACGGGGUGAGCCUCUUCUUGUGUCUGGAGAUUCUGAAAAGAUUUGAUCACCAGGAGAUUUUUCGGGACAUUACCAAACCACUCAUUUUAGGGUUGAAAAGAGCCAGAUCAUUGGAGAAUCCCCACAGACUGACAGUUUUCCCUGAAUCGAUGCCUGCUUAUUGUGCUCAUGCAGGUAGCUCCUAUUCCAUCUCACUUCGCUGCAUGCAGCUCACAUAUUUCAGAUGAUCCACAAGAACAUUGGGAAGGACCUGCCAAAAUCCUGCCUUGCUAAAGUCCAGUGGCUGCCUCCGGGUGAUGAUGGCUGUGUGAACGACUGCCAUGGCCCACCGGAAGCUUGAGAGCGUGGGGAGCGGCAUGUUGGACCAUAGGGUGAGACCAGGUCCUGUCCCUCACAGCCAGGAGCCCGAGAGCGAGGACAUGGAGCUGCCCUUGGAGGGCUAUGUGCCCGAGGGCCUGGAGCUGGCUGCCCUGCGGCCAGAGAGCCCCGCGCCAGAGGAACAGGAGUGCCACAACCACAGCCCCGAUGGGGACUCCAGCUCUGACUACGUGAACAACACCUCUGAGGAGGAGGACUAUGACGAGGGCCUCCCUGAGGAGGAGGAGGGCAUCACCUACUACAUCCGCUACUGCCCUGAGGACGACAGCUACCUAGAGGGCAUGGACUGCAACGGGGAGGAGUACCUGGCCCACAGUGCACACCCUGUGGACACUGAUGAGUGCCAGGAGGCGGUGGAGGAGUGGACGGACUCGGCGGGCCCGCACCCCCACGGCCACGAGGCUGAAGGCAGCCAGGACUACCCAGACGGCCAACUGCCCAUUCCGGAGGAUGAGCCCUCCGUCCUUGAGGCCCAUGACCAGGAAGAAGAUGGUCACUACUGUGCCAGCAAAGAGGGCUACCAGGACUACUACCCCGAGGAGGCCAACGGGAACACCGGCGCCUCCCCCUACCGCCUGAGGCGUGGGGAUGGGGACCUGGAGGACCAGGAGGAGGACAUUGACCAGAUCGUGGCAGAGAUCAAGAUGAGUCUGAGCAUGACCAGCAUCACCAGCGCCAGUGAGGCCAGCCCCGAGCAUGGGCCUGAGCCAGGGCCUGAGGACUCUGUAGAGGCCUGCCCACCCAUCAAGGCCAGCUGCAGCCCCAGCAGGCACGAGGCGAGGCCCAAGUCGCUGAACCUCCUUCCCGAGGCCAAGCACCCCGGAGACCCCCAGAGAGGCUUCAAGCCCAAGACCAGGACCCCAGAAGAGAGGCUGAAGUGGCCCCACGAGCAGGUUUGCAAUGGUCUGGAGCAGCCAAGGAAGCAGCAGCGCUCUGAUCUCAAUGGACCUGUUGACAAUAACAACAUUCCAGAGACAAAGAAGGUGGCAUCAUUUCCAAGUUUUGUGGCUGUUCCAGGGCCCUGCGAACCAGAAGACCUCAUCGACGGGAUCAUCUUUGCUGCCAAUUACCUGGGGUCCACCCAGCUGCUAUCAGAACGGAACCCUUCCAAAAACAUCAGAAUGAUGCAAGCGCAGGAGGCCGUCAGCCGGGUCAAGAGGAUGCAAAAGGCUGCUAAGAUCAAGAAAAAAGCGAAUUCUGAGGGGGAUGCCCAGACGCUGACGGAAGUGGACCUCUUCAUUUCCACCCAGAGGAUCAAGGUUUUAAAUGCAGACACGCAGGAAACCAUGAUGGACCACGCCUUGCGUACCAUCUCCUACAUCGCCGACAUUGGGAACAUUGUAGUGCUGAUGGCCAGACGCCGCAUGCCCCGGUCAGCCUCUCAGGACUGCAUCGAGACCACGCCCGGGGCCCAGGAAGGCAAGAAGCAGUAUAAGAUGAUCUGCCAUGUGUUCGAGUCGGAGGAUGCCCAGCUCAUCGCCCAGUCUAUCGGCCAGGCCUUCAGCGUGGCCUACCAGGAGUUCCUGCGAGCCAAUGGCAUCAACCCCGAAGACUUGAGCCAGAAGGAAUACAGCGACAUCAUCAACACCCAGGAGAUGUACAACGACGACCUCAUCCACUUCUCAAACUCGGAGAACUGCAAGGAGCUGCAGCUGGAGAAGCACAAGGGCGAGAUCCUGGGCGUGGUGGUGGUGGAGUCGGGCUGGGGCUCCAUCCUGCCCACGGUGAUCCUGGCCAACAUGAUGAAUGGCGGCCCGGCUGCCCGCUCGGGGAAGCUGAGCAUCGGGGACCAGAUCAUGUCCAUCAAUGGCACCAGCCUGGUGGGGCUGCCCCUCGCCACCUGCCAAGGCAUCAUCAAGGGCCUGAAGAACCAGACACAGGUGAAGCUCAACAUUGUCAGCUGUCCCCCGGUCACCACGGUCCUUAUCAAGCGGCCAGACCUCAAGUACCAGCUGGGCUUCAGCGUGCAGAAUGGAAUUAUCUGCAGCCUCAUGAGAGGGGGCAUUGCUGAGCGAGGGGGCGUCCGUGUGGGCCACCGCAUCAUCGAGAUCAACGGGCAGAGCGUGGUGGCCACAGCCCACGAGAAGAUAGUCCAAGCUCUGUCCAACUCGGUCGGAGAGAUCCACAUGAAGACCAUGCCCGCCGCCAUGUUCAGGCUCCUCACGGGUCAGGAGACCCCGCUGUACAUCUAGGCCACCCCAGCCUGGCCACGCAGCCAGGACACCGGGCAGGGCCGCCCGGGCCCAGAGGAGCUGGGAGCCGGGCCGCAGACUUGACCCCGACGCCACAGCCCAGCCACGGACGCUGGCUCCCCAAAGGGUGUGCCCUCACCACCCACUUGAUUUUUUUCAUUUUGCCAAAAAGGGGUAUGUCUUUAUCAAAGGAGAGUCACAGAACAAAUGUUUGUUUGUAAAGCGUUCCAAGUAUUUUGCCACGUUCUGGACUGUCUUCUCCCUGCACAAGCCAGGGUGUGUCUCGGUAGCUGUGCGUGGUGUGGAGUGUGUGUCUUUCCUCCCUGAAGCUGUGCGGAGCGAACUGGCGCCUCCGAGGGACGCGGCUCCCGGGGCAGGGCAGCCGUCACCCCUGCCUCCCGCCCCCUUGGCUGGGACGUCUGGGGUCCUGUGGGGCCCCCACAAUGGUCCCAAACAGCUGCCUCUGCCACUGACUGCAGGGACACGGGCAGCCUGGCUCCCAGGACACGACUUGUAAUGAAAGUUUGGGGACAUGUGAUUGAUUGAUUGAUUGUAAAUAAAGGAUGAUGGCCACAACAUGAAAACUCCAUAUUUAUUUAGAUGCUAUUAUUACUGUUUGGACUUUUAUUUUGGCAGGCUUUUUUCCAGACUCUAGGGUUUUCCAAUGUGACUAAUGACCACACCUGCCUCUCCCGUCGUCUCUUCUGGGCACCCUCCCACCCGGCUGCAUACCCGGGCAGGGCUCCCACAGAGACAAGGAGGGCACAGGUGUCUGCCCCCUCUUUAAAAUCGAUCUACACACAUCCACGCACAUGCGACCCCGAGGAAACGAAACCCACUCUAGAAAACGCGACCUUGGCCGCACCUAAAGCAGCCAGCCGUGAGUGCAGACCCCUUGGCCAGCGUGGCGCAGUGGCCCUGAGCAGUAGUGGCAUGUGUGUAGAUCAAGUCGGAUCUAGUCCAGCUCGGUUCAUUAGCGAUCCAUGUAAUCUGACGUCAUCUUGUCUCGAAGUCUCUUUUUUUGGCCCAGGCCUUGAAGAAUACACUGUGACUUAAGAAGCCUUACCACGCAGUAACUAAAGCUUUAGGAUGACUGUAUUCGAGGAGUGCCGUGUGUUGCAUGCAGCUACCCGUAGGAAGACUUCGCGCAUAUCACUAAUAAACCUGAAGUCGUGAUGAAAA